AUGGCGAGCUCCUACAUCGCUGCCUUCUCCAGCUCCAAGUCCCACACGUCGGACGCUUCAAGCACGUCCGCUAGAGCCGCCCCGGCUGGGGGGUCCGGCCCCCAACCAGCACGAGUAGCAGCCGGACCCAGCGGUCUGGAACCGGAGGCCACCACACCUCCAAGGGCUGAGCCCAUCCCGGAGGAGGAGGCCGCCGGACCAGCUGCGUCGACCGAGGCGCCCGAGGCAGCAGCAGCACCGGACGCCGAGCUGGAGCCUCCUCCAGCUGAACCAGCAGCGGCAUCUCCGGAGGAGGCGGCACCGGAAGCGGCAGCGGCGCCGGAGGUGGCGCCGGAAGCUGCGGCUGCGCUGGAGGUGGCAGAAGUCGCCCGCACCACCACUCCACCCGCGCAGGAGGAGCCGGAGGUGGUGCUGGGGAGGCGUCUUCUUCCGAGUCCAGCAAAGGUCCCGCUCCCCCGCCUUUUUGCCAAAAGCCUGCAGGUUCAUGAGGAACUGGAGGCAGGGAUCCGACGGGAGUGGGAGAGGCUGGAGGCGGAGCACCACCGGCUCCUCGACUGGGAGCAACGCCUGGGGGACCGCAUCAAAGCGGCAGUGCGGCGGGAGGCGGAUGCCCUCGAGCGGGAGCUCCUGGCGGAGACGAGGGUGCAGGCGGUGGCGGAGCGGGAGAAGAUCUCCCUGGAGUUGGCCGAGCUGGCCAAGAAGGUGGUGGAGGCGACCACGGCGCAGGAGGCCACCCUUGCAGAGCUGGCGGCAGCUGCGGCGAAGAGGGAAGAAGAGCUCGCCGCCCGCGAAGCGAAAGAUGUGGCACAGCUCGAGGAGCUCCAGGAGCGGGAGGCGGCCGUGGAGAAGGAGCUGGCGGCCGGGACCCGGAGGCUCCGGGAGCGCGAAGCGGCCCUCCAGGAGAGGGAGGCGAAGGUGGAGGAGUUCCAGGCGGAACGGAGCGCGAGCACCGGUCGCAUCGUUAGAUGGGCCGGUGAGGUGAACUCCUCCCUGGAAGGUCUCGGCGCAAACCCCAUCUGGGUGGCGGAGGCUCCUUCAUCAUUUAGCGUCGCCCUCCAGGUGCUGGACGCCGCAGCCGAGCGACUACAAGGCCUGGAGUCCGGCAUGCUCGACCUCCUGGAGACAGAAGGGAGAGCAGUUGCCCGGGGGACGGCUAAGUACAUCCUUACCAGCUUCCGAAGCCACGACCCCGCCAUGCAGCUAACUCCCGUUUUGGUUGGUCCUAUCCAGGCGACAGCAGCCGCCGCGAAGGAGGGCGUGCAGGAGGCGGUCGACAUGGUGGUGUCCCGCAUCCGACGCCGUCCCGACACCUCCGGACCACUAGGGCAAUAG
Molecule: messenger RNA, 1332 nt
Organism: Panicum hallii
Lineage: Eukaryota; Viridiplantae; Streptophyta; Magnoliopsida; Poales; Poaceae
Product: ensconsin-like
Exons: 3
Coding region: 1-1332 (443 amino acids)
Source: RefSeq, a predicted model, not a curated record